GUCAGUGGUAGAGGGGAGGAGAGGAGGAGGGGAGGAGAGGAGGCGAGGCGGCGGGUUGUUCUGCCGAGGUGGACGUGGCGGGUCCGGCUGAGGGAGCUACAAGUGACGGCCAGCGGAGCCGAACCAUGACCCGGACCCCCCGCAGGUAACGUACCGCUGUCCCCGCCAUGAUCCCCGGCUGCUGUGGAUUUUUCCCCCGUGCUCUGCUUGGUUUUCCUGCUCCGUGUGAGCCGCUCGGCUCUAUCACAGACCCGGACCCGGAGAGUCGGUAUCAUAUUUUCGCGGGCUCGGUGCAGGUUUGGACGCGUUUCUUUUCUUUAAUGCGCCGCUAAACGCAGAAAGAGGCGCAGACAGCGGGGCCGCAGACCCACUCUGCCCCCACCCCCCCUCUCUGCUGUUCCUCUCCCCGCUGCUCUCUCACUUUCUCCCCCAUGCUAACAGCAGCUAGCCCCGCUAGCUAGCUUAGCACUGCCAACGACGUUAGUGAUAAACAAGAUGGCCACUGGCUAGCUGUGCUAGCAGCUAAACAUGGCAUCCUGCCCUGUCUUUGUAUGAGGGAGCCGUGGGUUUAUAGUCUCUCUGUCCUCUGCCAGCUCCACUUAAACCCUCAGACUCAUUAACACUCAACUAAAUGUCCCUGCUCUUCACAGGGACUCUGAGUGUGUGAAAGUGGAGCUGACAGACAAUCAGAUUCCUGCACUCAGUCUGCGUGGCGGACUGAAAAGAUACCUGAGUGUUUGAAGACACCGACAGGUAAACUUCACACUCACAGCGAGGAGCAGAGCCAGGCUGCAGCCCGGGAACAUGCACACACCCGUCCCCAUUCUCAGGGACGAACCGCUUAAGUUUAAUUUUAUUUACCAGUUGAAAGAGAGAGACAUGACUGCAAACUUUUACUCUCUCUCUCUCUCUUUCUGUGUGUGUGUGUGUGUGGCCCCGUUAGCUGCAGAACUAACAGGUAACGGAUGAUGACAGUAACUAAACAUACUUAUUCACUGUGUUGUGUUUGAGCAGCUUUUUGUGUACAUGUACUUUUUAAAGUAAAUGUAAAAUCAUUACUUUUUAUUUUGAGGUUUAUCUUGGAUUCUUGAGGUCAUGAUUUGAUUGAAGAUAUAUUCUCCCAUUUCAGAUUUCAUUUCAGUCUGCAAUGAUUUAUUGUGUUUCUUAAACGUGUUUUAAUCAAAGACUGUUUAUACUAUGGACAACUUAGUUCCGCCUUCCGCCAGUGUACGGAUUUAAAGCCGAAAAGCUCAUCAUCCCAGGCAAAAACUUUGACAAAUGGAGGAUCAGACUUAGAAUGCAGCUUCUUGUCCUCAAAGGCCACUGUAGGCUCUGACCUUUACAUAUCCCCAGACAUUCCCAUUUCUUCACAGUAAACCUGCCCCCUUUUCUUUGGACUUCACAAUUUUUGAAACUGACAGCAAAGUAGUUUUAUCAGAACAGAAUUUUGGUUUCUUCAAACAUAGGCUGUAUUAUUUUUGGGUCCAAACAACCAAAGUUAAAACAAAUUUCUCAAUUUUUCUGCAGCAGACAUCUUCCUCCUGCAGCAGGUAAUCUGUAACAUCAGCAGCAUCAUAGCCUUUAAGUGUGUCAGUGAAAGUAUAGUUUGAUUUUGUCCCUGACAGGCUCAUGUAGUUAUUCUCAGAGUCUGACUGCAUUACAGGAAUGAUACCUGCAGAAAGGAAGCAUUAAGUUAUAAAAGAAGAGGAUUUUAUUGGACAGUAUCACAUUCUACAGACAACAGACUACAUUUGAAUAACAACAAGAGUUUUUCCUGAAAACACAGGUGUCACUGGUCUGCUGCUCCUUUUAUCAGACAGUUUUGUAUGUGAUGUUGUUUUGUGUUGACUCCAACAAGCUGUUUAAUUCACACCUGUCCCCCACGGUCUCUCUGCAGGUUGGUCAGGUGUGGUUGCUGACAUCAGCAGGAAGUUUGUUGGAUUCUCAGAAGAGACGCUCAGGGACACUGCCCCCCUACCUCUAAGCCCCUCCCCCCCUUGGAACGUACAGAUUUCUUCAGAGGAGUAAGGAGAAAGGAGAAGGUGUUGACCCAGUGUAAGGUGAGGAGGGUCAGCUCCGCCCCCCCACCAUGACAGACUUAGAGAGUGAGUGUUUAAGCCUCGGCCUGCCCCCUGAGUGCGGCUCCCCUCCCCCACCUCUGGACUCCUCCCUGCAGGUGGACUGCGGUGCAGGACCCGUCUCCUCGGCCCCGACGCCAACUCUGGCCCUCCUGUCUUCGGACUGCCCCACCCCAACGCUAAGCUCGCUGGCGGCAGAGAUUGCCGAGCCGCUGGUGAUGCUGCCGUGCGUGAAGAGUGAGCCCGAGGAUGGAGACCUGGAGCCCAUCAGGACAGUGGACCUGUCCGAGAUCCAGCCGCUGUCCACCGCUGAGCUGGGCCAGGACCAGAUCAAGAUGGAGAUCAGCGGCCUUGACUACAUCAAAUCGGAGCAUCACGGUCACCAUGGCAACCACCACCUGGACCACUUUCACCAUGGUGAUGUCGCAGAGCUGGACUACAAGUCGCACUACGAGCCCAGCUCAGUUUUCGACUACAUCUCCCAGGUAAGCAUCGACCUUUACACUUCAGCCUCUACAACCCUGACCCCACGAGAGUCUGGAAACCUUCAAAAUAUAAACUGAAAGUGUGAUUUUAGGGGUUUGUAAAUCACUAAGAACUGAAAAAUGUUUAUGUGAGAUUCAGAUUUUAUAUUUGAUGUUUGUAAAAUGUUGUUAGAGGAACUACCAAGCAGGUAAAAAGUUGUGAGAAAAACAGCUGGAGGAACAUCUCUUGGCUAUUAACAGGAGCGAGUAUAAAAAGGAUAGAUCAUAGAGGCUGAAUCUCUAUAGGGAGAAGUUCACUAUUCUGUGAGAGAAUGUGAGGUAAUGGUCCAAUAAUUUCAGAAUAAUGUUCCUGAGAGUAAAAUGUCAAAGAAUUAAUUUCAUUUACGGUUCAUAAUAUCAUUAAAAUAUUCAGAGAUCUCUGUACAAAGGAACAAAAAACAAAACCAAUACUGGAUGUUCCUGAUCCUGAGGUCCUCAGGCAGCACUGCAUUAAAACCAGACAGGACUCUGUAGUGGAAAUCACUGCGUGGGAUGAAAAUCACUUUAAAAACCAUUGUCAGUGAACACAUUUCAACACUGCAUCCACAAAUGCAGGUCUGUGUGGAUAUAAAAAUAACCAAUAAACACCAGAGAAACAAUGCCCCCCUUAUUUUUCAUGUGUCUGAGCAUACACACAAACUCCCCGAUAACUCCUGAGAGCAACGUCAGACUAAGAUCAAAACCUGAGAUCAUAAGGAGUCACAGGGCUUAUUAAAAGAAUCAAAUUACAACAGUAAUAGGUUUAAGUGAUUCGGCUCACCUUGAAUAAAAAAGACAAAGAUCUUGUUUUUCAUAAACUGUGUACUUGUCUGUCCGGGUGAGGGGUCCUGCUCUGGUCUGGGUGAGGGGUCCUGCUCUGGAAAAGUUAAGACAUGUACACCUUUCAUCAAUCUGAUUUUGUUCGCAUUAAAACAGUCACAUUUUGCACAAUGAGAUGUGUGCUGUAACACGUGUGAUACAGUGAAAAUUUCUGUAACUCUUCGUCUGUAAAAAAAUAUAUAAUUACAGAUUUUUUAUUCGCAUUUCUGCCACUCAUGAUCUAGUAACAGCGUGUAAUGAUUAAUAUCCCCAAAAUAUUAAUAAAGGACUCUAGAAUCAGCACAAAUCUGAUCAAGGACUAACAUUUCACCUCAUUUUUCCUGUCUGUCCUUCUCACUUCUUCAGUGGUUGUAGACUUUGUCCUGGUUGCUGGCUCUGUCUGCUUCUUGCUUUGACUUUCAAAGCUCAGUAUUUGUAUUCUAUUUUGUUGAUAUUUAUUAUAUUCUUGUUGUCUUUAUUUUGGUCUAUUGAUGCUCACUUCAGAUAAUGUGAAAAAAGCCUUAAAAAUUCUGAAACUCUGUCACCUUUUAAUUUCUUUUUUUUUUUUAAGUUUAACCCUCAUUCUCUUUUGGAGUUUCUCUUCAUGUCUCCUGAAACAGUCCUGGUAGGUGUGCUGUCAUAAACAGAGCUGCUGAUCUGUAUGUAGUGUGAUUAUUCAGUGAAUCUGACCUUCUGUGUGAAUGUGUCUGAUAUCUGGUGAAUAUAACCCGUAUUGAUGGACUUACCUAAAUUAAAUCAGGUCUGAUUUCUUCAGCUUCAAACUGAUCCUGGUAGAAGAUCUGAUCCUGCCGAGGAUCAUUCUUAAGAUCUUAAGAUCAUUAACUGACUCAGUAAAUCCUUUUAAACAGAGAGCAGCUUACAGCUUAGUUAGCUAACCUCGUACAAACCAAACAGAGAGUGAUGAUGGACUCUGACAGAGCAGGAGAACCAGGUGAACUCUGAGGCUUCUCUGUGGACUUUGAUCACAUCAUGGUUCAGUUUCUGAACAGUUCAAAUGUUUGAGCAGGACAGCGUACAUCUUCUACUUCCUGUUUCUGAAUCUCCCGACGGUGCAGAGGCUGACUGUUUUCUUUGUGUUUCAGGUGACGGACACAUUGGAGUACAUCAAGUCAGACCACCAUGUGGACCUGCAAUGUUACUACACAACUGAGCUCGGCUCCCUAAAGUGCGAGUACCCAGAGUCCAACGCCAUGUCGGGCCAUCACAACGGCCUGGAGUCUAUCCACAUGGCAGAGCUCCGCACAGAGCUCAACAAACUGCGGCCUGACGGGCUACUGCUGGACGGCUUGGGGAAAAUGGAGCCUGAGUUUGGAGGGGGGGCACUGUAUGAGCUGCAGCCAGCCCAGGAAGGGAAGACCACAGCCGAUGGAAUGGCAGCGAGUGGGCAGACAGGAAGUCCAGUCCCUAGGACCAAAACCCAGAACCCUACAGUGAGAAAACCCCGGAACAUGCAGGGUGAGAAGCCGUUCUCCUGCACGCAGUGUGGCAAGAACUUCAGCACACUGGGAAACCUCAAGACGCACCAACGCAUCCACACCGGCGAGCGGCCCUACACCUGCUCCCAGUGCGGUAAGAGCUUCGGCCAGGCCGGCAACCUCAAACGCCACCAGCUGAUUCACACGGGCCAGAAGCCAUACGUGUGCGCCCACUGCCCCAAAGGCUUUACCAAGGCUGACGACCUGCGCUCGCACCAGCGGCUGCACACCGGCGAGCGGCCUUUCAUCUGCCUCACCUGCGGGAAAAGUUUCGGCCAAUCCAAGGAGCUGAAGGCUCACCAGCUGAGCCACACCGGCGAGCGGCCGUUCUGCUGCCAGCACUGCGGGAAGAGCUUCACCAAGGAGACCAGCUACAGGAACCACGUGCAGAUCCACACGGGCGAGAAGCCCUUCACCUGCUCGCAGUGCGGAAAGACAUUCAGCAACUCGGGUGUCCUAAAGACACACGAGAAGAUCCACUCCGGCGAGCGGCCGUUCGGCUGCACGCAGUGCGGGAAGAGCUUUGGCCGCCUAGGACACCUGAAGGCUCACCAGCAGAUCCACACAGGCGAGCGGCCAUACGCUUGCCCUCAGUGCGGGAAGACUUUCAGCCAAUCAGGUCACCUCAAAGCUCACGAGCAGAUCCACAAGCGAGAGCGUGUGGACAUGGCGAGCAGCAGCAGCAGCAGCAGCAGCAGUGUUGGCAGCGACAGCAGCUAAAAGCGACUUUAACACCCUUUAACCUCGCGCAAAAAAACAGACACACAAAGUAUUAUUAUCCUCUUUUUUAUGAAAACAUAUAUAAACUUUUCCUUAUCAGCUUUUUACAUUUUCAUACUGUGUGCUCUUUUUACCGGGAAGGACCCAGGACGACUCAUUUGCUCUUAUGCAAGUGUCCCUGUGUGUGUCUAUGUGUGUGUAUCUGUGUGUAUGUGUGUGUGUGUUUAUACUCAGUUAUCUGGUCUGAGUGUAGAGUCCACGUCCCAGGACUAAACUUUGGAGUACUUACUGAUACACAAGCACAAAUACUGCAGUACCCUGUCUGAGUACUUCAUGUUUUUUACUGAAUCAGACCAGCAGCUUCAGACUGACCAGGACCAGGUUCACUGAGAGCAGGACCCUGUUUACUGAGAAACCAGGACCCUGUUCACAGGGAAACCAAGACCCUGUUUAUUGAGAAACCAAGACCCUGUUCACUGAGGGUGUCACAGAGCAGAACCUCACUCAAAGAGUACUUUACUAAGAGUACUUGUACCUGUCUGAGGUAACGGAGAUACUUCAGAGUGAGGCUGUGUGUGUUGAAGAAUCAUGUUUCUGUCUCACAGUAUGAACACACCUGCGCUGUUACCUGCUGUCAUCAGUCAGUUUCUGGCUCGUCUCAAGUUCAGGCGUGUUUUUUUACCUCAAUCAAGUCCAGAACACGAUAAACACAAACAGAUCUGAAGAAUAUUCCGUCUUUUUAACUUCUUGGCUUCAUGUAACUCAGUUUGCUUCCAGUCCGUUACAGGGCGCUGGCAGUAGAAACUGAUAGAGAUUCAGGCUACCUUCACAUGUAAACAGAUAUUUUCAAAAACAGAUGCUUUUCUCUCUGUUUUCAAAAAGAAAAGAAAAAUGGAGAUGCAACAACAGUUGAAAAACGUACAUACACGUGCAAGUCAAAUAGGCGAUAAUAUGUCACCAGUCCGUCAGGUCAAGUGCUAUUAAAGAACACUGUGAGAGUGCAUGUAGAGCACCAGUGAUUAAAAACAGUGUUUGUUAAGCUGUUGAUAAAGUAGUGAAUUAGAAACUACUAAGUGUGAUCUACACUGCUCCAAAAAGGGACCACGAAAUCAAACAUCCCAGGACUCAGUAAAUGAAAUAUCCCUGUUGAAACUCUUUAUUGAUACUAAGUGUGAUUAGUCGAGAACAUCGUAAUGUAACAAUGCAGACUGGAUUCAGAACCACACUUAAAAUCAAAAUGGGAAAAUGAGAUCACAGGCUGAUCCAGCUUCUAUGAGUCUCCUCAAGACGACUCAUAAUGUGGCUCAGUAGUGUGUAUGGCCUCCACAUGCCUGUGUGUGCGCUCUCUACCACAUCUGGUUAGGCUCUAGAUGAGACGACCAGUUGCCUCAGGGCAUUAGUCAGCUCCUCGACAGUCUCUGGUGUGCAGUGGAUGUAAUGAUACACAAUGUCCUGGAGGUGCCAGAUUGGAUUCAAGUCUGGGGAACGGACGGGCCAGCCAAUAGCAUCAAUGCCUCCAUCAUCCAGGAAGUGCUGACACACUCCAGCCACAUGAGGCUAAGCAUUGUCAUGCACAAGAAGGACCCUUGGGCUUGCUGCAUCAGCAUAUGGUCUGACUGGGUCUGAGAAACCUCAUAGAAGCAGGGUACCUAUGGCUUGUACAUGAGGGUCCCCCCCCAAAGGAUAUGCCUCCCCAGACCAUCACCUGUACAACCCCUCCUAAGUAGAGGUGAUCUUGCUAAAUGCCUCUUCUAUCCACCUGCUGUCUCUCCUAUUUGCAGAAUAGCAGGGAAACAGAGUCAUAACCAUUAUUCCGACUGUCUGGGAGUUAAACUGAUAAAUGUGUUCCCUCGUUUUUAGUUGAGCACGCCUGUUCGGCAGUCUUAACACGGGAGAACAGAGGUUUCCCUGACAGCACUGUGCUGAUGUUAACCGACCAAUAUCUCCCCAUCUUGGCCCCGUGUGCAUUUGAUAGCAUUGACUUCAACUGCUGUCAAUUUGCUGUCCACUUAACAAUGACUAACUGAGCGAGUCAUAGUUCAAGAAGCAGAGAGUUGAUGAUUUAGACAAAUUAUGUUCCUCAAGCGUUUGUAAAAAUCAUGGUGAUGGACUUAAUGCCAAGUUAAGGUGCUAUGAUGUAGAACAUAGUGGUUUGUUUGGUUUAAUGGCUUGUUACCUCAAAGUACAGAGCAGAAGUAACCUGUAGCUGAGGGGAACAGACCUGGGGCCCGCCAUCAUGGCGUAUGAACAAUCACAUCCACAACAAUCACCAUGUAAAAGCCGAGGUUAUCAAGUCAGUGUUUCCCCAAACCUCAGUUUUUUAUUUUCAAUGACUUGAAACUUAAAGUAAAUUUUAGACCAAAAAACAGACGGAGAAAUGUUUUUUUUUUGUAAAACAUCUACAUGCAUGUGUAAAUGGAUGUUAGAGUUAGAGUAUCAGCUGAUUCUUAUUUUAUCUGUCACAGAGCGAGGGUCUGUGGGAGCAGUGUGGUUUGAUUUCUAUCAUGGUUUAGUCAAUCUGAGGUCAUAGGGACUUCAUGGAAAACAGAGACGUGUUACAUGGAACUUGUCUUGGGUUAAAUCCAGUCGGUUCCAUGUUUGUGAAAGUGAAAAUAAGUUCAGUGUUUUUAAAACCAAAUCAGGUUUCUAAUCAGUCUGAGAUGAUGUUCAGUUCCAGGACUACAUUCAUCUGAUCCACUAAGAGUUCAGAGAGCUUUAACUUACAGCAACGUUUUGCGGUAACACUGGUUUAUAAGCUACACACACUGAGCAGACAGUGGAGGAAGUUUAGACAACUCAAAGGUUUAGUUACUUUAAAAGCUGAGACGGAUUCAGGCGUGCAGGUGAUGGUCUUAAAAUUUCAGAAUGCCAAUAACAAUUUAACCUCAAACAUGAAUGUGAGCGCUUAAUUUACGUCUAAUUGUAGUCAUUUCUUUGAAGAGUGUUUUUGCAGCCUGAUACUCUACAUGAUGUCUAAAUUUGAAGAUCUUUUUGUACUCUGCUCUUUUUAUAGAAUGAACUUCACAUCUGCUGCAGGUGUUUCUGGUGAACAGGGUCCUGGUUUCCUCUCUUUUCUUUUUGAAGUACUGAAAGUACUUCUUAAUCUCUGCCAAGCAUAUGUGGGUACUUAUUUUGGAGUACCUGCUGCCAGUUUACAAUAUCUCUGACAGGUGUGGGUACCUGCAGGUGUACACUCUGUUACUGUACUGUCAAAGCUAUGAUAUCAUUUUGAUACUUUCUAUGGACCAGUACUGAUUGAUUGAUGAAUAACUGAUCAGGAUGCAUUGAUCUUUUUUUGUUGUUGAUGAUAAUCUGCUGAUGACAUUCCUUCAAAUCAUUCCAGUCACAUGAUGAACUCCAACAGGACCAAAUCCAUCAUCAUCCCUUUUCCCUCAGAUCGAUCGCUCACUGUGUACAAAUCUUCUAUUGAUAAUGUCAUUCCUAAAAAAAAAUAAUGAAUAAAAUGAUAAAAAAAAUAAACAUACUGCAGCAAAAAAAGAGCAAAGUGAUGCAGCAUCUUGUACUGGAAACAAAAUUAUUAAAGAAACUAAUGAAACAUCUG
Molecule: messenger RNA, 9178 nt
Organism: Xyrichtys novacula (pearly razorfish)
Lineage: Eukaryota; Metazoa; Chordata; Actinopteri; Labriformes; Labridae
Source: the annotation of a GenBank genome assembly